AUGAAUCAGAUUUAUUUGAGGAAGAAGAGCCUAAUAAUUUCAUUGAUAAAAUUUAAUGCUGAAAUUAGAGGUGUUCAAAGAGUUCCCGAAAACAAAAGAGUAGAUAAUAGUUUAUUAUCUCCUUUAUUUAUGUUUUUAUCCCCAAAUUUAGCUAUAUCAGCUUUAUCAACUGGUGCUUUAGGUCCAACUUCAUUUGGACUUGAUUUUAAAACUUCAGUUAUAGUCAUUGUUAUAUGGUCUAUAAUUGGUGCUUUACCAGUAGGAUUCUUUUGUGCUUUUGGGAUGAGAUUUGGUUUAAGACAACAAAUUAUGUCAAGAUAUUUCACAGGAAAUAUUAUGGGAAGAAUAUUUGCCUUACUAAAUGUUAUUACAUGUAUCGGUUGGAAUGCUAUUAAUAUAAUUCCUUGUGUUCAACUUUUAACUGCAGUUGGUCCAUUGCCUCCUUGGGCAGGUUGUCUUAUUUUUGUGAUUAUUACUUGUACAUUAUCCGUGUUUGGUUAUAAAGCAGUUCAUCUUUAUGAAAGGUAUAGUUGGAUACCAAAUUUUGCAAUUUAUUUAAUUUUAAUUGCUAAAUUUUCUCAAUCUCAUUCAUUUACUUGGGGUACAAUGGAAGGUUCAUCGGCUACGAAAGCAGGUAAUAUAUUAAGUUUUAUUUCUACUAUUUUUGGAUUUGUAGCAGGAUGGGCUUCAACUGCAGCUGAUUAUACUGUUUAUAUGCCUCAUAAUACACCGGCUUGGAAAGUGAGUACUGCUAUGGUUAUUGGAAUUUCAACACCAACAAUUUUUGCAGCUAUUUUAGGAGCAGCAGUUGCUAUGGGUACUUUCACUAAUGAUGAUUAUAGUGAAGCAUUUGAAUCUGGUUCAGUUGGGGGGUUGGUUUACCAAAUUCUUUGUGGAGGUAAUACUAAUCAAGGUUAUAGAUUCGCAGUGGUUUUAUUAGCAUUAUCAGGAAUUGCUAACAAUUUACCUGCAUCUUAUUCAUUAUCUGUUUCAAUUCAAUGUAUGUGGUCAAAAUUAGCUAAAAUUCCAAGAUUAGUAUGGUGCAUCUUAGGAAAUUUCUUAAGUUUAGGUUUAUCAAUUCCUGCCUAUUAUGUAUUUGCAGCUGCUAUGUCAAAUUUUUUAUCUAUUAUAAGUUAUAAUAUAUCAAUUUAUCUUGGCAUAUCAUUAACAGAACAUUUCAUUUAUAGGAAAGGAUUCAAAGGGUAUGAUGUAACUAAUUUUAAUGAUAGACAGACCUUACCAAUCGGAAUUGCUGGAGUUGUAGCCUUUUGUUUUGGAAUUGUUUCAACUGUAUUAUGUAUGGAUCAAACUUGGUAUGUUGGGGUAAUUGCAAGGAAAUUAGGUGAUUACGGAGGAGAUAUCUCAUUUGAAUUAAAUAUUGUGUUUGCGUUUAUAGGUUAUAAUUUAGUCCGUCCAUUUGAAAAGAAAUAUUUAGGUCGUUAA
This is a messenger RNA of Scheffersomyces coipomensis, 1443 nucleotides long. Its product is annotated as permease for cytosine/purines, uracil, thiamine, allantoin-domain-containing protein. Gene Ontology annotation, cellular component: fungal-type vacuole membrane; plasma membrane. Bases 1 to 1443 code for a protein of 480 amino acids. Gene Ontology annotation, molecular function: nucleobase transmembrane transporter activity. The record is from RefSeq and is a predicted model, not a curated record. Gene Ontology annotation, biological process: cytosine transport; transmembrane transport. Lineage: Eukaryota; Fungi; Ascomycota; Pichiomycetes; Serinales; Debaryomycetaceae. The transcript has a single exon.